This is a messenger RNA of Rubroshorea leprosula, 1080 nucleotides long. NCBI's taxonomy places the organism in Eukaryota, Viridiplantae, Streptophyta, Magnoliopsida, Malvales, Dipterocarpaceae. The record is from the annotation of a GenBank genome assembly.
AUUUGAGGAUUUUGAUUUUACAAUGGAGAUGGAUUACUCCUAUGGAACAGAAAUAAGAACUCACUGGUCCAAGGUAUUUGAUGCAUUGUUGCUCAAGCCUCCAUCUUGGGCACGCCCUGAGGUCCAGGCCUUUUCCAUUUCCAACAUCCAACCUAUGCGUGGAAGAUGAAGUAAGUUCCUUUUUCAACAUUUUCUGUUGAGUCUGGUCUGUUCUGAGAAUGAAAAGAAAAGGGCACGCAGCAAAAUUUCACAGAGAAUAUCUUGCUAAUAUGGUUUUAAUUUUCAAAAGUCUAUAAACUUGCUCUCUUUACCACUCCAAAUGUGGCUUCAGGUUCAGAGGAGUUGAAGUCUUGGUAGAUUGAGAGAGAAGAGGGAUGGUUGUUAUGCAUUGCUCUGUACAAGUGUGUGUGAAAUACUGCACUAAAUUAUUGGUGUUGCUCUGCCAUAUAUAAAUGGUUCCUGUUCAGUCAUCUAAUGGCUCCUGAAUUUUACAGUGUUGCAAACUCCAUUCUGGGUUGAUGAAAAACCAGAAAGGAAAUUAUUGGUCUGCGAUGAUCAUAAAGUGAAUAAAGCAAACAAGAUGCCUUAGAAGCAUUCAGCCUGAUUCUGUUCCAACGUGAAGCUGCAGUUUCUGGUUUAUCAAAAUUGAAGAAUGAAACUGUACUGUGAUUCAGCCUUGCAUAAUUUAUUGCCUGCCACCUGCAAACAUUAUCAUCAUCCUUUAAUCUAUGCAAGAAAACCAAUGAUGCACAAAUUUCCCUGCUUGCAUACCAGAGUUCCUCAACAACAAGAGCAGAAUCGGCUAGCCUGCGCCUCGUGCGAUUUGAUACAGUCGAGAAAGAAGUGGGUCUACACUCAUCCAUCCUUUGUCAUGUCUUGCCCACCGCACCUAGAAAGUGCUUUACCCCCUUGGUUUUUCUCAAGUUUCAACCAAGGUUCCCUUUGAAAUGGUUUUGACCUUCAUUUUUCUUCUUCCUGAUAUAAUAUCAAAAUUUUAUGGAAAUUAUUCUUAGCUGGGUUUUCCUCCUCUAUCAACUUGGACAUUUGAAAUUGUUUUGUUAAUAUAUCAGAGCAAGAGCU